Molecule: messenger RNA, 2166 nt
Organism: Talaromyces amestolkiae
Lineage: Eukaryota; Fungi; Ascomycota; Eurotiomycetes; Eurotiales; Trichocomaceae
Exons: 4
Coding region: 1-2166 (721 amino acids)
Biological process (GO): Mo-molybdopterin cofactor biosynthetic process; molybdenum incorporation into molybdenum-molybdopterin complex
Cellular component (GO): cytosol; cytoplasm
Molecular function (GO): molybdopterin molybdotransferase activity
Source: RefSeq, a predicted model, not a curated record
AUGUCCACAGAGCUCCUCCGCCCAGCGAUUCUGAUCAUCUCGGACACCGCCUCUAUCAACCCGCAGAGCGACAAGUCUGGCCCAGCCCUGACGGAGAUAUUUGCAUCCCCUCAGCAUUCCAAGACAUGGGCAAUUCCUGUCGUCAAGAUUGUGCCUGAUGAUUUUGAUCAGAUUCAUAAUACUGUAAAGGAAUGGGCUGAUAAUGAGGAUGAUCGAUUUAAUUUGAUUUUGACGAGUGGUGGGACAGGGUUUGCGGUCAAGGAUGGGACGCCGGAGGCGAUCUCACCGUUGAUUCAUCGUCAUGCGCCAGGGCUUGUGCACGGCAUGAUAGCGGCAUCUCUGAAAGUAACUCCAUUUGCUAUGAUGGCUCGUCCCGUGGCAGGKACACGAAAUGCAUCCCUAAUCAUCACACUCCCUGGAUCACCAAAAGGAGCCAAGGAGAAUCUUGAAGCAGUCAUCAAUCUUCUCCCACAUGCUUGCAUUCAAGCAGCCGGCGCAAACUCGCGUGAAAUCCACGCAAAGGGCAUCAAAAAACUUGAAGAAGACGCCGGAGUGCCGUCUAAAUCCACAAAUGAGAAUGAGCACAGCCAUGGCCACAGCCAUCACCAUCACCACCAUCACCACAAUCACAACCACGACCAGGGACACACAAUCCCCAAAGCACAUACAUCACCAGAAGACAGACCACAAUCCAACGACCCCAGCGCUGGUCCUACACGGCGAUACCGUUCCUCGCCUUAUCCCAUGCUUUCCGUGGAUGAAGCGCUCAAAAUCAUCGCUCAAGAAACUCCCGAACCUGUCAUUAUAGAAGUACCGGUAACUACCGACCUGGUCGGCUCAGUGCUUGCUGAAAACAUCUAUGCCGGCGAAGCCGUCCCAGCUUAUCGCGCAAGUAUCGUCGAUGGAUACGCAAUCAUUGUACCCGAGGACGGCAACGGGCCUAGAUCCAAGGGCAUUUUCCCUGUGGCUUCUGUCUCGCACGCUCAAGCAGCAUCUAUGCCUCCGCCCCUUGAGCCGGGGACCAUCGCCCGAAUUACUACCGGUGCACCUCUACCAUCAAACGCGAAUGCCGUGGUCAUGGUCGAAGACACAGUUCUCGCCUCCGCAACACUGGACGGAAAAGAAGAAGCAACCGUCGAGAUACUGACAGACGACAUCAAAGUCGGCGAAAACGUUCGAGAACCAGGUAGUGACGUUAGUAAAGACUCCAAGAUCCUGUCCAAGGGAGACAUGAUAUCCGCCAUCGGCGGCGAAAUUGGUCUUCUCGCAUCAACGGGUACAAGAACCGUAAAGAUCUUCAAAAAGCCUACUGUCGGCGUAUUGAGUACAGGCGACGAACUCGUCCCUCACGAUGAACCCGUUCCAUUGCAUGGCGGUCAAAUCCGAGAUUCGAAUCGGCCAUCCUUGAUAUCCUGUUUGAGAGCUUGGGGCUUUGAGACGGUCGACCUGGGAAUAGCCCGCGAUACMCCCGCCGGCGAACUGGAGAACGCUCUUCGGGGCGCGUUACGUGGUACAUCAGCUUCUCAGCCCGCGGUAGAUGUGAUCGUCACAACGGGGGGUGUAUCGAUGGGAGAAUUAGAUCUACUCAAACCAACCAUUGAGCGCACGCUGGGCGGCACAAUUCAUUUCGGACGAGUGUCCAUGAAACCCGGUAAACCGACCACAUUUGCCAGUGUCCCGUACAAACCAUCAUCCUCAGCAUCCGCAUUAGGAGGGCAGCAGCAGCAGGAAAGAGAGCGGAGACUCAUAUUCUCAUUGCCCGGAAACCCAGCCUCGGCGCUGGUUACAUUAAAUCUUUUCGUCCUGCCAUCGCUACACAAAUUGAUGGGUCUGGCGAAUCGAAACAACUCCUCCCCUCAAGCCAACACCACCACUGCAGUAGGCUCAGGAUUAGGUCUGCCACUCAUAACAGCAACACUUACACAUGGAAUCCCGCUUGACCCCAAACGGACAGAGUAUCAUCGCGCUAUUGUGAGCGCGUCACGGCGUGACGGGAGGUUGUAUGCGACGAGUACCGGGACAGCGGGUGUUGGGCAGAGGAGUUCUAGGGUCGGAAGUCUGGCGAAGGCGAAUGCGUUGUUGGCUCUAUAUCCAGGGCAGGGUGUUGUAAAGGAAGGACAGACAGUUGAGGCGUUGCUGAUGGGGAGUUUGAUAGCGGAGGAUUAG